GUGCUAUAUAUAAAUCCCCCGACAUUGGGUCCCUUCCAUCAUUCCAUUAACGCUUCCUGUCAACACGUACUGGAAACACCACACCCCAGACCAAGUUGAGCUGACCACACCUUGUCGACCACCAACAGCAAGAAUGCUUCGUCUUUUCCUUCUUACUCUGGCGCUGUGCCAUGCUGUCUUUGCAUUUCCACAGGAAGCCAAUAACGAGGAUGAACUUUCACGAGACAUGGAACUGUUAAUGCGUGCCUUGGAAAGGAAGGUCUUGGAUGAGGCAGCUCCUGCAGUUACAUUGGUAGAUAUCGUCAACCUUCAAACAGAACAGAGUUCCACCCUCGUAUUCAAUGACGUCACUUUCGGCUCUGGUAACGCAGUGGACAAGAAUUUCAACUCGGAUCUGAUCCAGGGACAAAGCUGCACACACACAGCACCUCAGAACAACCCGUGGUGGAGAGUGUAUCUUCGUGAGCCUCACUGUAUUGUGCAGGUCGGCAUUGUGAACCGUCGAGACGGCGACUAUGACCGUUUGACCGGAGCUGUGGUGCGUGUAGGGGGGAUAGGCGGACCAGCGUGCGGCUCACCAGUUACCGCCCAGUCGGCCAACAUUCCUGGCGGGAUGAACCUCGUCAUUUGCGAUAGGCCAAUUGUGGGAGAUCAGAUCGUUAUUCACAUUCCAAGAGACGGGGCCGUUUUGCAGAUUUGCGAAGUCCAGGUCUGGGCCGUUCCCAUGAAAUUUUGCAUGUAGAGCAUGGAGGCGUGAACUGCAGAAUUUGUCGAGAAUUUGGAAUGGUCUUCAAGCCGAGGGAUUAACAACUUUGGACGACUGAUAUAAAGACUAACAUAAACUAGUUUGCUAUCAUCGAAUGAUACGAAAAUCGUUUGCAUAUUCAUCACAAGGGUUUUUCGACUUGUCUUCAGCUCCACUUGAGAAACUUUCGUUUGAGUUGGCGUAGGGUUGAUUGAAGUUUGCAUGUAUUUUCAUCAUUCAUAACCGUUUUUGUCUUCUUUUGACAAUUUAGUGAAGUCGCUUAGCAACUUUUAUAUUCUGUAAGGAAUUCAAAGUAAAUGAAUAAUUCAGGGCAUAUAAACAUAUAUUUUGGAAAAUAUUGUCUUUGAUAUUAAACUAUAGUUUAAACUUUUGUAGUUACUUUGUUACAUGCCGAGCAUAAGAACCAAGCAUAAAAAGUCUAUACGAGUGGAGUGUAACAAUAAACGGAAGAAACUCCAGCCAUCAUGAUAAA
Molecule: messenger RNA, 1238 nt
Organism: Patiria miniata (bat star)
Lineage: Eukaryota; Metazoa; Echinodermata; Asteroidea; Valvatida; Asterinidae
Product: fucolectin-like
Exons: 6
Coding region: 134-742 (202 amino acids)
Source: RefSeq, a predicted model, not a curated record